Messenger RNA from Lycium ferocissimum, 686 nucleotides. RefSeq lists its product as uncharacterized. The transcript is spliced from 3 exons. The record is from RefSeq and is a predicted model, not a curated record. NCBI's taxonomy places the organism in Eukaryota, Viridiplantae, Streptophyta, Magnoliopsida, Solanales, Solanaceae. The coding region runs from base 16 to 459 and encodes 147 amino acids.
GUAUCAAAAAAGAGUAUGUCGUUCUAUACUUCUAUAUGUGGUACGUGCUCUGAUUUCCCUGUUGCUGUUGGGACUGAUUCGAGUGGGGAGUUGUUUGUGAAUGGGGAUAUGAAUUGGACUUUGGAUAACGUUAGUGAGGUUACAAGGAAUUUAUUGAGGAAGGAGAAGGAAGGUGGUGAGAGAGAGAGUAGUAAUUUAAAUGUUUUGCAAGGGCAAAUUGGGAGUUUUGAAGGUUUGGGUAAUGAAUCCGGGUAUGGAAGUGAACCAGGGUAUCGAGGUGAUGCGGAGUUUGGAUAUGGCGACGAGUUUGAUGAAGAAGAAGAUGAUCAGCGGCUCUCCUUCUGGGGCGACGAAUUUGGAGCUCUCUCUAGGAUGGAGAAGGUUGGGGAGAACUCAUUGCAGAAGGUGCACCACAGAUGUCGGCGGAGGAAACAAGAUUGUAGAAUGGCGAUCCCUUGAGGUCGCUGAGAUUGACGUUUAAUAUUUAUAAUUUUGUCAUAGUAUUAUCGAUAGCUGAGUCUUUAAGAUUUUGCCAGUGACACGAUGGUGUAAUGCAUGUGACACAGCAUUCUGGUUUAAAUAGAGAUGCUUCUGUAAAUAUGAACAAAUGAUGUUAUUGUUAUUCAUAUCUUAUUGUCAUGCUCCCAUGAUGUUCACCAAGGUAUAAAAGGAAGUUUGCUUUGAGA